Messenger RNA from Juglans microcarpa x Juglans regia, 833 nucleotides. Its product is annotated as transcription factor WER-like. The coding region runs from base 89 to 781 and encodes 230 amino acids. NCBI's taxonomy places the organism in Eukaryota, Viridiplantae, Streptophyta, Magnoliopsida, Fagales, Juglandaceae. The record is from RefSeq and is a predicted model, not a curated record. The transcript is spliced from 3 exons.
CAUAGACACAUACAAAGCCUUUCCAACAGGAGCAAAGGAAGCCUAGUACUUCACAGUAAAAUCUCUCUUCCUCUGUUUUGAGACGAGAAUGGUCGCAGAUAAUCAGUAUAAGAAAGGGCUAUGGACAGAGGAGGAGGACCGGAUUCUACUGGAAUACGUUAGAGUGCACGGUAGAGGGAAGUGGAACCGCAUCUCUAAGACUACAGGUUUAAAGAGGUGUGGAAAGAGCUGUAGGUUAAGGUGGCUUAACUAUCUGAGCCCCACCGUGAAACGAGGAGGCUUCUCAGAGGAAGAAGAAGAUCUCAUUAUCAGACUCCAUAAUCUUCUUGGAAACAGGUGGUCACUGAUUGCUGGGAGGGUGCCAGGAAGAACCGACAACCAAGUAAAGAACCACUGGAAUACACACUUGUGCAAGAAACUUGGCCUCAAAGACCAAAAUGAAAAUACAAAGCAGCUUAAUAUUGUGGGUACCUCCAAAACACAGUACUCUACUCAUCAGGUGGAAGAUGAUCAGACUCAUAAAUUGAUCCAAGUGAUCAGGGCGGAUCAGAAUGCUGAUGAAAACCCCAUGACUACUACUGUCAGUACUCAUGAUCAGGAAUUAUCUAACAAUGAAGAAACAGCACGGUGGAUGAGCGAGCUGCAUUUUGCUGAUCAAUCUGAAUCAUUGCAUUUGUCACCAGUUCAUGAUCAUACAAUUCUGGACAGUCCCGGAUUCUGCAGCCUAGAUCAGUUUCUAGAUCAUGGGUUCUCUUUUGACCUAGCAUGGCAAAACUUUUGAUUUAAUUUUCCCAAUCUUCGAUCUGAAUUAUGAAUAAUAGUUUUCUCAUUAA